Molecule: messenger RNA, 2495 nt
Organism: Synchiropus splendidus (mandarinfish)
Lineage: Eukaryota; Metazoa; Chordata; Actinopteri; Syngnathiformes; Callionymidae
Gene: vma12
Product: transmembrane protein 199
Exons: 6
Coding region: 182-781 (199 amino acids)
Biological process (GO): vacuolar proton-transporting V-type ATPase complex assembly
Cellular component (GO): endomembrane system
Source: RefSeq, a predicted model, not a curated record
CACCCUGUCACAAGACUUCCAAUAUGGCCGCUAAGAUCGGUACAUCGAAUUUGGUCUAGCAAGCCACGAUCUUACUCUUUCUUUGUAGCGUUUUCGGCUCAUUUGAAUCCGCCGUUUUCGUUGAGAUUUAUUUAUUCACGUAAGUCUUUCAUUGUAAGGUCGCCACCUGACUGAUAGAAGCAUGGCUUCUUCAUUUGUAGUGGGGGAUAAAUUCAGGGUCAAAAUAAAAGAGCUGCUGAAAAAGACUGAUUCCAAUCUGCCUCAAGAAUUGAGAGUUAAGCUGAAUGAUAUUAUUGAGAAACCGGAGCCCAGCGUCCUUUCUUUCAGCACAGCAAGACAGCUCAAGAAAUAUCUGCAGGAUGAAGGACACCCCUUCUAUUUGUACCAAGUGUUGGAGGACAGCUCCCUGCAUCUGCCUGAGGUGGUGAAGCCCCCCAGAAAUCCGCAACUAGUUGCACGCCUGGAGAAGAUUAAAGCACGACUGGCCAAUGAAGAAUACAACCGGAUGACACGCAACGUCAACAAUCAGGAAAUGAACCGCAGUGGAACGUUGGCAGAAUUUGGACAGCAAGUACGGUCAGCCAAAGCAAUUGUUGUGACAGUUUUUAACUUCCUGGUCACAAUUAUUGCUACAUUCGCUUGCUCCUACAUGGGCAGUCAGUAUUUGUUCACAGAGACGACAUCGCGGGUGAUCUCUGCUGUGAUCGCUGCUUCUGUUGUGGGACUUGCUGAGCUCUACGUCCUGGUGCGGACGAUGGAGGGGGAACUUGGGGAGCCGUAGAAUCACCAACCACAGGAAAAGGAGCAAUGAUGGACAAUAGCAGCUUAAUGGAUCUGAAUGUGUACUGAAUAUCUGUUGGACGUCGGAUCUGUGGCCCUCACCUUCCUUUUUUUUUUUAGUGUUCCAAUGAGGAUGUUCUUUUGUUUUUUAACUCACAAAUUAAGAAGUAAGGGAAUUCUCAGUUAUUUAUUUUUCUUUUCACCCUUGUAACAAAUUCAAUAAAAAUAUUGUUGAUAUAGUUUAUUUUUUAAUAUAACAAGUUCUAUUCUAGCAUUGGCCUGAGUUUUUGUAAACAAACUGGAUACUGCUAUAGUCUAUAGUCAACCAACUUCACUUUAUAUUGGAAAAAAAACACUGCAGUGGUGAAUAAAUGGAGAGUCCAAAAAGAGGGUGUCGUGUGGAAAUGCCAAGCUAGUCUUUUUUUCUUUCAAAACUGUCCUGUUGUGUGUUUUCCUAGCACCAUGGUGGGUCACAAUUGUUGGAGCUGGUUAUGUAAGAAGAUUUUUACACUGCCUAAAAGCCCUCUGAAAUUCCAUGUCACUACUUCACGCUUCUUGUUCAAUAAUUUACGUCGAGAGAACUUGGUUGCUAUUUGAAACCCAGACCAAGGACUGCAUCAGUUGGAACAUUGUUCAGUUAAAAUAAACAAUAGCCAAAACAUCCUUGCUCACCAGACACUGUAUCCUGCUUAAAACCUGAAACCCUUCACAACCAGUCGGUUCUUUAAAUGUGAAAUUACAAAAGACAACACACAAGAAGGUAUUCCAGAAAUAUAUACACAGCCAUUCAACUCCGACUUUCGGUCUCUAUGCCCAAAAACGGUGGUGUUCAUCUGAAUGUGUUAGAUCUUUUUAGUGUAUUUGUCUUGCAAAAAAUAAAGUUAAAAAAGUAUACAUUGAAAUUUCAUUUAAAGUAUUUUUGGGAAAAAUUAGGAUGCUCCACGUCACUUUAUGAAGCAUACAAGAUGAAAAGAAACAUGUACAGGUGAAGAUGAAGAGAAAAAUAAAUAAUAAGCCAGAGUCACAAAGAAGAAGUAGAUGACCUUUCAAUAUGAAUAUGAGCUUCACAGGGAGAAUUACAGUGGUGGAAAAAUAUUUACGGACACCCCACGCUAAUGGAUGUGCAUUACUAAAUAUUAACCUUUUCAGACCUGAGCUUCUCUUGAGUUUUGCUUUUUGCAGUUUGAUACAGAAAGUGCUUAGGAGUAAAAAAAAAAGACUUGAAAGGAAAGUUGAUUUUGCUACAACGAAUGACCAUGUUUGUGGACAAUUAUUAAUAAUGUAAAUGAUAGUCUGACUGUAUGAUAUUUCCAUGUCAUAUGAAGCUGGAGACUUUAUUGUACAUGUUGAAUAUACACUAGAUUCAUUCUCAAAACUUGAACCGAAUGUUCUAUCCUAUUUUGUUUUCAUUCAGGUGUGUCAGUAUGUGCACCAUCCUUAUAUGGGCAGCGUUCCUCAUUGUGGCUAUGAGAUCAACAUUUUAAAAAACAAAAUAACAUGCGUUGUUGAAAGGCAAAAAUGUCCACCUAUGUGUAGGGCAGUGGCGAGCCAUCAGGGCCAGCAAGGCCUUCUCUGCUGGCCUAACAUAAGUGGAAAUCAUGAGCAUAUUUGACAAAAGUCAAUUUCAUUUUUAAUGUAUAUAUAAUAAUCAUACUCAUGUCACAGUAUAUCCCAGUGAGUUUUUAUCCAAUUAGAAUUCACAUCCAGUCCAGCGG